Alligator sinensis (Chinese alligator) is the source of this 946-nucleotide messenger RNA. Its product is annotated as interferon lambda-3. The record is from RefSeq and is a predicted model, not a curated record. Gene Ontology annotation, biological process: defense response to virus; innate immune response; positive regulation of immune response. NCBI's taxonomy places the organism in Eukaryota, Metazoa, Chordata, Crocodylia, Alligatoridae. Gene Ontology annotation, molecular function: cytokine activity. The annotation marks the transcript as partial. The transcript has 3 exons.
CUGACCCCAACCCCCAGGACCCCGCACGCCCCGGCUCACCUGCCUCUCUGCCCCCCCCAGGGGUGGGCCCAGCUGGUGCUGGUGGAAGCGGAGCUGGACCGGACCGUGCGCGUCCUGCAGAACCUCAGUGCGCCCCAGCUGGCUGGGAAGGCGGCCCGGCCCCUGGCUCUGCUCGCCGGCAUCCGGGACGAGCUGCGACGCUGCAUCCCGCUCAAGGCACCGGCCCCCAGAGGCGCCUUCCAGGCCCCCACCGGGCUCAGGAAGCGGCUGCAGAGGAUUUGGGCCAAGAGCAGCCAGGCGUCCCGUGAGUGCUUGGAGAAAGCCGCCGUCCUCAACCUCUUCCGCCUGCUCUACAAACUUGUCAUACCCGUCGCCUACUGGCACACCAGCCCCUGAGACCACGUGUGCACGGGUUAGACCCUGUGCAAACAUGCAGGCAUGUGUGCACGUGUGACUGUGCAUGUCACACCCUGCAGCUGAAAGCAUGUGCACACAUGUUCACACUGCACCUGCAAGCAUGUGCACACACGUUUACACCCUGCACCUGUGAGCAUGUGCACACACAUUUACACUGCACCUGUGAGCAUGUGCACACACAUUUACACUGCACCUGUGAGCAUGUGCACACAAGUUUACACUCCACUACCUGUGCAGACUCCCAGGGCAACACCCUCCCACAUGUGAGAGCCUGCAUGUGCAUGCAUGUGCAUCUGUGUGUAAUGCUAGGUGUGCAAGCAUGUGCACACACAUGGCACGACAUCAGUGCUUCCCCGCUCCACCCGUUCUGGCCGUGGCAGGUCCCACGUUAUUUAUUCCCAUGUGUCUUAGCCCCUGCAGUGCAGCAGGGCGACUCCCCCACGACUGUUCCUGUAUUUAUUGGGUGCCCCAGGGCUGGUCCCCCGGGGGGUGGGGGUGGGUCUUUCCGGAUGUUAAUAAAGCCAAAGCA